UCUGACAGCAUCCUGCCUGAGACAAAAAGGCACAAACAGAAGCGACAGCUGCUCCUGCCGUGUGUCUCAUCUGCACUUUGAAGACGAACAAGAAAUCAAGAUGUGUAAAGGACUCGCUGCCCUGCCAGCCACUUGCUUGAGGAGUGCAAAGGAUAUGAAGCAUCGUCUAGGAUUCUUGCUCCAGAAGACAGAUUCCUGCGAUCAAAAUUCUUCCCAUAGUAAGAAGGACAAAGCAUCUUCUUCCCAGAGGGUGAGCCAUGAGGAAGUCAAGAAGUGGGCUGAAUCCUUGGAAAACCUGAUUAGUCAUGACUGUGGCCUGGCUGCUUUCAAAGCUUUUCUGAAGUCUGAAUACAGUGAGGAAAAUAUUGAUUUCUGGGUCAGCUGUGAGGAGUACAAGAAGAUCAAAUCACCCAGCAAACUCAGCCCCAAGGCCAAGAAGAUCUACAAUGAAUUCAUCUCUGUCCAGGCAACUAAAGAGGUGAACCUGGAUUCUUGUACACGGGAGGAGACCAGCCGGAACAUGUUGGAGCCUACAAUAACCUGCUUUGAUGAAGCACAGAAAAAAAUCUUCAACCUCAUGGAGAAGGAUUCCUACCGCCGGUUCCUCAAGUCCCGAUUCUAUCUCGACUUGGUCAACCAAGCCAGCAGCACCUGCUGCGGAUCAGAGAACCAGAAAGGAGCCAAGUCCCCCACUUUAGACUGUCCUUUGGUCUCUCAGUGUGCCUAAACCCCAAGGGGAGGGAAGGGGGGCACUUCCAAGACUCUCAUCUGAAACCCACUAAGGCAAACUACUGAUCUGUAUUAUUAAGCAUCAGUGCUGUAAACAAAUAGUAGCCUAGUGUCCACAUCAUGUCCCCAUGACAGCACUUGCCAUCUCAGCCACUGCAGGCAUGUGCAAUGGUUCAUUCACCUGUAGAUGUUCGAUUUCAGUGUUUAAAUGUCUGUUUGUCCUGGCAUUUAUCAGGGCAGGAACAUCAUCCAGGUCCCCUUUUCCCUAUAUUCCCUUUAAGGUUGCCAUCUGAUUCUCUAAAAUUCAUUGUCAAGGCCUUAAGAGCUUUUUGUCCAGCUCUUUGAUCCAGGGCUGACAGCCCUACAUUGUGUGGUAUCCAUAUGUGCAUAUGUAUGCUGUUAGUCAAUGCUUUAUGCUGUAGAUUUUGUAUGAGGGUGACCUAUAUCAUAUAUGCAGACACAGCUCUAAGAAGAGAAAAAAAAAAGGACCCUAGGUGCUCAGAACUACAGUAUGUGUGUGUGUGUGUGUGUGUGUGUGUGUGUGUGUGUGUUUGUCACAGGUGAUCAUUGUGCUUUUAUCCUGAAUUUGAAUGGAGAAAACCACAGCCACCCUUUUCCCUUUGCUAGCCAAGCUUAUAAAGAAACCUUCAAGAAACUGCAUGCUGAAUUUUUACCAAGCUCUAUGAAGAUAGAGACUGAAAUGCUCUCUAACUUACCUUAUUGGACAGAGCAAAAGGGAAGUAUGAAUGGCUGUUGGGGCCAGACUUAACCCUUACUUUGUUUCAUUACCCCUCUGCUCAGCCUACAAAGCCCCAUGUGCCCACUUCUCUUAGGCACCAGACUACAAGAUAAUCGUCCAUCAUUUUCUUUGCACAGGGCUUUAUUAAACACGCAGGUGUUUUUUCAUGUGCUUCUUAAAUGACGGCAUUGGAGACAGAGAUGGAGGAGUAUUUGGACUAAGAAGAAAGGAAGCUCAGGUGUUUGCAGACCUACUUACCAAAAGCAGCGUUCUGUCCAAUCCAAAUUCUGGUCAAUGAUCAAUCCGUAAGAUCCGAGUGAUAUUGCAGAAUUCAAAAUGCUCUUUCCCAUCUCUGUCCAAGGUACUCCACGUUUUGUUUCUUUCUGGUGACAAUGCACACUCAAUGAAAAGGAAUCUUAGAGCUGGGAGGGACUUGUUCCUUCCUAUUUAGCCCAGCCCCCUCAGUUUAUAGCUGAGGAAAGUGAAGCUUGGGAAGGAUGGAGUGACUUACCCAAUCCAAUAAGAUAAUAUAUGUGAAAGUGCUUUGUGAAAAUCAUUUUAUUUAUUAUUAAUUGUUAAUCUCAUCCUCCAAGGUCCCUCAGCUAGUUCUUGCAUACAAUUGCUGUAGGUUUGGUCAUACCUCUCAAGAAGGGGAAAGUUUCAGUUUCAUAAAGGAAAGGGAAAGUGGUAUGGCACAUCCCAAAUCCCCUGAGCAAAUUUUCUUUGGGAGUUUGGACCCUUUGAUUUUUUCCCUUUUCCAUUCCCAUGUGUAGCCUGCACAUAAGGUCUGGCCCUGCCCACCUAGGAACAUGGCAGGAUCUUGGAUCACGAGGCAAGAAGAAAAUCCCUACAGUUGGCAACUACUGUUUGGAAUCUGUGGGCAGGCUGAAUACUUGAAGACUUCUCAUUUUUGUUAUUUAUGACUUUGUUUUAUAUAAUGUUUAUUAUUGUUAUGUUUUCUAAGUACAAGGUGUUUUGUCAAUAACCUUUGAAUGGUUGGGGGACUAAUUUUCUUCUCAUUCUUCUGGAGCUGCCAUUUUAAAUAUGUAACCAUAUUUACAGAUAUAUGUGUAGAAAUACAUAUAUAUUAAAAAAUUCUUUCCAAAUUUUCGUAUGCACAAGCACACUUUUGACUUCUGAGUCGCUCCCUCAAGCUGUAAGAUGAAGACAAGAGAAUAAGUUUGUGAUGUGCCUGUGUGUAUGCCCAUCUAAUACCAUUUUGUAUUAGAGAGACAGGUUCUUUACAUUGUAUACUCUUAGUCUCUCUGGCAGUCACAUUUACACUUCUUUCCUGAUCUCCCACUCCUGAAGGAUGUCCUUUGGACUCCACUCUGUCCCUCACAUCCUCCUUGCUCUACUCCCUACCCCCUUCCUACUCCAUGUUGGACUCCAGGACUAGAGUCCCCAACCUACAACUACUCUGGUUUAUUGUAGUUGUCUUGAGGUGUAUUCUUGAACUGGUACUUUGUGGGGGAUAGAGACUGGGGGCUACCCAGGAGAUCAUCCAGAAUGAGAAUUAUUUUAUGUAAGAUUUUUGGAAGUGUGGCUUUCCUUUGUAUUUUCCCCUCAACUCCAGAUUCCAUCUGGCAUAAUGAGCUUGAUUACCAGUGAUCCAUGCAAAGACCACUCCUUCGAAACUGUGCAUGAUUCCCCUUGAUACCCUCUCUGUGCUGUGCAGCAAAUACCAUACAAUUCAAUGCCGAUGCUUCCAGUGGGGGAAAAAAAAUUGAUAUUUUAUUA
Vombatus ursinus (common wombat) is the source of this 3208-nucleotide messenger RNA. It is a transcript of the gene RGS4, whose product is annotated as regulator of G protein signaling 4. Bases 101 to 727 code for a protein of 208 amino acids. The record is from RefSeq and is a predicted model, not a curated record. Lineage: Eukaryota; Metazoa; Chordata; Mammalia; Diprotodontia; Vombatidae. The transcript is spliced from 5 exons.